Messenger RNA from Biomphalaria glabrata, 2959 nucleotides. RefSeq lists its product as uncharacterized. Gene Ontology annotation, molecular function: DNA-binding transcription factor activity, RNA polymerase II-specific; sequence-specific double-stranded DNA binding. The coding region runs from base 289 to 1827 and encodes 512 amino acids. The record is from RefSeq and is a predicted model, not a curated record. Gene Ontology annotation, biological process: regulation of DNA-templated transcription. The transcript has 5 exons. Lineage: Eukaryota; Metazoa; Mollusca; Gastropoda; Planorbidae.
UUAACUGUGCAGGCCAUCAAACGAUCAAUAAAAGCAGUGAAAUCUGUCACCUGUCAUGUCAAACAAUUAUAAAGUCCCUCCUCCGGGGCGGGCCUUGGGACGAGUGAAGAAUACUGCCAAGUGUUGUGACAACGACGGUCAAAGGGAGACAAACCAAAUUAAUGUGCGAGAACAGAACUACUGCAGAAUGAAAGGGACUAUAAAAAGGUAAAUAGAAGUAAUUAACGCUCUGUGUCAGUCACGUGUUUGAUUUGUUCCGGGUGGCCCAGACAACUUUGUUGGGAACUAAUGGACGAGUGUCCUGAUGUCACGAAGGUAGCAGGGCCUAAUGACCUUCCGGAAGCUCAGUCGAUCUCUUUCUCAAAAGGUCCUCUUCCGCAAAUCGUACCACUACUUAUGGCGCCCCCUAUGUUAUCUGCUCAUUUUUGUCAGCAACCUGCAAUCCAGUAUCAACCAGAUCAAGAUCCGAAUCUACUGCAUCAUUAUCACCAUCAACAUCACUAUCAACAUCUUAUAAAUGCACUACUCUCUAGGUCAAAAGGCUCACAAAAACUGCACGAGGAAGUCGCGGAGCGUCCGAGAAGCUCCAAUCACGUGACAGGAAGGUUAGGUGAUGAAUCUUCAAAGGAAGUGACGUCAUCUCACCGCGUCCCAUCUCCUAGCUGCCAACUCCCUCCUGAAGAGCUGGAUAGUCAAGCUUUGUCCGGUAAUCAGUUUAAUCCUAAAGUAUGGCCUCGAACCACAACUAACACUUGUAAAUACAGAAAUGAUGCAAUGUCAGACGAAAUGCGCCACACCACAGGGUUCCCUGACUACCUUCCUCCCCCAGGCAAGUAUGCUCCUUCCUCUCCACGUCUGUAUUCACUAGGAGGUCAAGACGAUCUUUCCGCAAAAGCAACAGAUUCCCUGCACUUUCCAAAGCUACGAAGAAUCCAUAAGAUAUUGAGCGAAGACAGCGAAUCCAAUGCAUUCCUCUCCAGUGAUGCUCAGCGAAAGGACACGCUUACUAACAGAGACGCCAUUCAUUACAUCACCAAUCAAUAUCUUUUGUUACCUCAUGCUCAGAUUUUCGACCCAUUCUACAAACGCGACAUUCUUCGUCCCGGACACUUCAGCGAAAUUAUCUCGAAAAAUGUCGACUCAAAAAUUUUCCCAGCAAACCCCUCACGGAGUUUGGAGUUAGGGCUUAGGGUAUCAGAUUAUUACAGAAAAGGUGACCAGGAGAGACCUCUAGACUGCAGUACGCUGUCACAAAACAAGAAAAAGUCUGCAGUGUCAUUCUCUAUGAGCCGUAUACUAGGAGAGGACUCAGAUGAGAACUCCAAUCAAGACGACAUCGCAAACAUCACGGAUUAUUUCUAUAACAAUUCCGAUAACAAGAGAGAUGUCUCAGCGAAUGAGCUGAUAGUGUUGAGCAAGGGGAGGCUACUCACGGAAGACGAAAGCAAGCGUCGCAGAAUGAGAACCAACUUCUCCAACCACCAGAUGGCGACACUAGAAGCGGUGUUUCAAGGAUGUCACUAUCCUGACCUCAGCGCUAGAGAAUCUCUAUCGGAGAGCUUACGUUUGUCUGAGGCACGAAUACAGGUGUGGUUUCAGAACCGCCGAGCCAAGUACCGCAAACAGGAGCACACCCGCAAGGGCCCUGGGAGACCCUCACACAACUCGAGGCUUCGAUCUUGUAGUGGUGACCCCAUGACACUGGAAGAAAUAAGAGUCAGAGAAAAUGCCAGGAUUGAGAGAAAGAAGAAAAGAAUGGAAACGAGAUUAGGUGACUUAGAUCUUGAGCUCCACGCAGUCUCUUCUGACCUAUCCACUAAAUUCUAGGAUGUCGUGAACUGUUAAAAUUCAAGCAUCACCACGCUAUGUCGCAACCCGUCACAGUCUACAACACUGAGGACACGUUCACAUUUACAGAUUUCAACUUGAUCAAUCUCACCACAUCGAUCACAAUUGAUGUGGUCAUGUAACACAGCGAACUAAUAGAAACAAACAACUUAAUAUAAUUUCUUUGCUUAGUUGAGGUGGGUGAGCGUAAUGCGCUUAGCUUCCGAACCGGGUGGUCCGGGUUCAAAUCCCGAUUAAGAUUGGAAUUUGUAAUUUCGGGAUCUUCGGCUCCCCCCCUCCCCCAAGUCCACCCAGCUCUAAUGGGGACCUGACAUUAGUUGGGGAAAAAUAAAGGCAGUUGGUCGUUGUGCUGGCCACAGAAACAGAUGAACUUUACAUAGAUACCAAGGUCUGAAAGAGGAAACUUAGUCACAGGCAAACGGUUAAAGUGACAGUGUGGUUUAACUUAAAGUGUGUGUGAUCUCAGGGUCAGGGUUACAUGACAGACGGGAGCUUCAAACUAAUGGAUGAAUAAGAUCAAUCACAACUUUACUCUGAUAGAAUGAAUUGCAUUGUUUCAAAGUUUCUUCAGCUAUAAGAGAUUGUUAAGAGAUUGCUUAGAGAUCGUUUAGAGGACUAGAGCCGGGAAGCAAUCCGUUAUUUUAUUACCUUUAUUAGUUGUUAUUUGUUAGGGGGCCUGGUGGCUGAGUGGUUAGGCGUUUGGCUUUCAAACCGAGGGGCCUUGGGUUCAAAUCUCGAAGAAAGAUGAACGUUUUUUUUAAGACACCCUACUGUAAUGAAUACCUGGCAUUGUUUGGAGAAAGUAGAGGCGUUUGGUCGUUGUGUUGGCCACAUGAUACCCUCGUUAACCCCUAGGCCAUAGAAACGGAUAACUUUUACAUCAUCUGCCCCCUUUUUUUUUUCAAACAAAACACAAUACAUGUACAUUUGACUGUGUGUGUGUACGUAUAAGCGUAUGUACUACAUGUGUGCGCCCUGAGUUUCACAUUUGCACACGAGCAAGGCCUACAAAACAAGUCAGACCUUACAAUGAAGACAUACGCAAGAAUCAUGUUGCUAAUGACAACAAAAACCCACGCCAUUGUUUUUGAAAACACAACCUUUAAUAUAG